AUGGGCGUUGUCGUGUGUAACUUCGUUGCAACCGGUACAGUUCGCAAUUCACUCAUUGCGACCACUCGUCCUGUGUCACGCAGGUGGAAGAAGCUUGUCACCAAGAUAAAAGCUCUAAGGAAGCGCGACAACCACUGUUAUUACGAUGACAAUGAUGAGGACGACGAGGAUAUGCCUGACGACGAUCGAGUGGCUGUAGCCAUAGAAGCAGCAAAAAAGAUGCCUGCUCUAUCAACAACAACAUCAGCAACAGCAGCAGCCACGACGGUUAUUGAGCGUCGACAUAGUAGCGACGAGUUAAAGCGAAAAGCCGGGUUUCCUUAUUACACCGAAGAGCCCGCAGAUGAUGAACGACGAGUCCUGGAUCGACCACAGAAACGAAAAGACAGUGCAUCACUCUCGGCAAUGCAUCACAUUUCCAUGCCGGCUGGCCCGGUAUGUUCGUCCGCAUUAUCGCCACCACCUCGGCACACCAUGAACCGACGCAAACUCGUCGAACCUUCCCCAGCAGCACGGCCACCCGUGAUUGUGCGUUUAUCUAUUGAUUUGCACGAGCAAGACGUAGAAGAAAGUGAACACCUGGACGAAAUGCACCCAUUUCGAAGCGGCACGCUCGGUAAUACCAACGAUGGAGGAGGAUUUACGAUACCAGCGCCAGUACCGGAUAUACCUUUGAAAGAACGUCGAAAACGACGCAGCCCGUUAUCGAUUCCAGACGAUUUGACAUUGUCUUUGAAAAAGAAACCAUCACUCCACCAUCAAAAAAGCAACACGAGUAUAAUCAGCAGUACAGCCAGCAGUGUGACGAGUACAAGCUCGUCGGCUAUCUCAGUUGAACGUAGCAAAGCCAUGAAUGCCCUGGAAGGCCUGGACCGUGACAAGGCACAAUACGAUGCUGUAGUGGGUCGUCGUCGUGCCACUGCUAAUACUCCUACCACUGCUACUAGUGGGACAGUACCCAUGGUCAUGAACAAUAGUAGUCAUCAUCAUCUUCAUUAUAACGAGCCUACACCGUCUUUGACGCCAAGCAGUCGACCGAUAUACUACCCAUCAUCGCCAAGUUCGGUUGGUACAGUCGUUGAAGAAACCGUCAAAUUCAGUAUUGCUACGACGACGGCAUCACAAUCACCAUCACCAUCACAAGCAUCACCUUUACCAUCAACACGUAUUCCAGAAUCAUUGAGACAUUAUAGAGAUUUAUAA
Molecule: messenger RNA, 1203 nt
Organism: Zychaea mexicana
Lineage: Eukaryota; Fungi; Mucoromycota; Mucoromycetes; Mucorales; Lichtheimiaceae
Exons: 3
Coding region: 1-1203 (400 amino acids)
Source: RefSeq, a predicted model, not a curated record